AUGUUUUCCUCUAUCCACCUCGUGUGUGGGAUGCUUGCCUAUCAGAGCCCAAAGGUCAAGUACUUCGCCGUCGUCUACCCUCUGAGCCUCAACGCCGCCGAUCGCCGAGGGAAAAUCAUGCUCACAUUUGCUUGGUUUCUCGCCUUCACUUGCUCCCUGCCUCAGCCUCCACAGGUGGUCAUAUUCCACGUGGAGAAACACCCGGAUUUCACCUUCUACGUGCAAUGCGUCACCUUCAACUUCUACCCAUCGAGUCAUCACGAAAUGGUGUACCACAUUUUCUGUUUGGUGAUGCUCUACGUGGCGCCGCUCUCCAUCAUCAUCAUCUCUUAUGGUGCCAUUGUCAUCACCAUUUUCCAGAAGAGCAGACUGUCAGACGAUACCACCAUACGUCGAUCCAGCCUCGGCUACUUGGGGAGGGCUCGGGCACGCACCAUCAAGAUGACCAUCAGUAUAGUGCUCGCCUUUUUCAUCUGCUGGACACCAUACGUCGUCAUCAGUCUGUGGUUCUGCUUUGACAGGUCUGCCGCGGAGCUGUUAGACGUAAAGGUCCAAAAGGGGCUGUUUUUCUUCGCGUGCACCAACUCUUGUGUCAACCCUAUUGUCUACGGCAUUUUCAACUUCUGCAAGAAAAAACAGCCAAUACAGACGCAGACGUGGCGCUCGACGACCCUCAACACGCAGAUCAACUCCCGGGGGUUCGAGUGUCGAAGCCUGAAGUCGAGUCGAGUGUACUGGGGUCGACGCGAGCAGGAGUCGACGGCUACGAACUCCGAGGCAACGGAUCACACAGCUGAGCUCCUGCUGCCGAGGACGCUCAACUCCUCCUUCCGGGCCAGGUCUCACUCUGGCUCGGAAUCCGCCACGUCAAUCCACCUUCAAACACUCGGUUCUACGCCCAGUAUGGCUCGCAGGCAGAUCGCUGAACGUAACAACUGCGGGAGUUCGCCAUUAACAACACAGUACAGGAACGGCUCCUAUUAUUCUGCCCCAGGCAAGUCAAGAUGCCACGAAGAAAACGGAAAUCCAGUCUAACAAGGAUAUUCCCGUUUUCUGUAAUGAGUCAAGUUUCCCGUUCUCUUUGUUUGUUUCAGGUUUUUGUUGUUUUAUUAAGGGGGAACUGUUGUAAAAUAUAUGGUGGGGGAAGAGGUUAAUGAGUGAAGGAUGGAUAAGGAAGUGGAUAUUGUAGAUAAUGUGGAAGUUUUUGGAUCUAUUUGGAAAAUUAGAUUCAUCCAAAAGUGAAUACAAAUAGAAAUAGACAUGAUCUAGGAAUAUGUGGAGAUAUACAGUGAAAACAAUACACCGAUAUGAACAUAUGUGUCGGUGAAUAAUUUGAAGAGAUAAAGAAAACAUUAAGACAGAAUAUUGUGUAAAUAGUGAAGAUUAAAAAAUAAUAAAACAUUUAGUGCAAUAAAUAACCCCUAAGAGGACAGGGAAAAAGACUGAUAUAUGAUAGAAAAUAAAAGAAAUAAAGUAAAAUUUAAAACAGAUAAAAAAAAAAUCGUACAUGAAAACCGCAAUACCUGACUCAGUGAGUGAACAAAUAUACAUAUAUAUAACUGUUCAAUGUGGUUUAUGAUGUUGACCUAAACAUAUCAAUUUUCAGUACAGACAUUUCCGCCAAGGGGCUCUAUGAAACCCUUAAAAACGAUAUAUCUUUUUUUUUUUAACAUUUUCAGAGUGAUAUGAAAAUCUAUAUAUAUUAACCCACGCUCUCCAAACCAGAUGGCUUCGCACGUAAAAUCUGCCGUGAAUGUUUGUCAGCUUUUGUCCUUAAAAGUGUU
Penaeus vannamei (Pacific white shrimp) is the source of this 1784-nucleotide messenger RNA. NCBI's taxonomy places the organism in Eukaryota, Metazoa, Arthropoda, Malacostraca, Decapoda, Penaeidae. The record is from RefSeq and is a predicted model, not a curated record.